Candidozyma haemuli is the source of this 2373-nucleotide messenger RNA. RefSeq lists its product as uncharacterized. NCBI's taxonomy places the organism in Eukaryota, Fungi, Ascomycota, Pichiomycetes, Serinales, Metschnikowiaceae. Gene Ontology annotation, molecular function: triacylglycerol lipase activity. Bases 1 to 2373 code for a protein of 790 amino acids. The transcript is spliced from 3 exons. Gene Ontology annotation, biological process: lipid metabolic process. The record is from RefSeq and is a predicted model, not a curated record.
AUGGGCCUUGCGAGUGGAGCAAGGAAGAUCACCAUCAAGUUGCAAGUGACAAUUAACGUGGAAACAGAGGAUGUAGGGGAAGAAUUGGAGGAGCUUAGGGGACCUAAGCAGGUUCUUGGAUUGCCCAACAACCCCAAGUAUCUUCAGAGUGCCAUCAGGGCUUUCGACAUGACCUCGUCGCAUAUACCUCUUUUCGACGAGGAGUACACUUACGUCAAUCGAGACGAUAUCCAUUCCUUUGCAAAAGCCCUUGUGUGGGACGAUGAUGACUAUCUCUCGUCUGCAUCCACAAACGGUGUUCUUCCUUAUAAUGAGGUGAAGAAAGAGGCUGAAACCAUUGAUAACCAGGGUCUUCAGCAGAACGCCAUGGCCGUGGACGAUGUUCACGCAAAGGCGCCUAAGCCCAUGAUGAUCACCUCCGCGUCAGAUUGGUUUCCUAUAAAUGGCCAGGAUAAGAAGAAAAAGGAUGGUAUUUCUACACGGGAGAGUUUUACAAACGAGUUUCGCCACCUGGCGUCUUAUACGUUGCUCCGAUGGCCCGUGCUUGUGUUUAUCAUCAUUUGGGUCGUCAUUUUGUGUGUCUUUUAUGCCAUUGUGAGAGGGUAUGUUGCCAUCUCGGAGUACCUUUUUACAUGGACUGGACAGAGGAGGAUUCUUCGGCAGAAACUUCGGCUGUCGAGGACGUAUGACGAAUGGGUUGAAAAUGCAAAGGCAAUGGAUAGUUUCCUUGGCCUUGACGAGUGGUCUGAACACCCCAGGUUCUCAUACUACGACUAUAAGACGAUCCAGAAGACAAUCCAGAAAAUACGUGUGCUACGGAAAAAGAAUGAUGUUUCAAACUUGAUGGUGUUCUUGCAGGGCUGUUUAAAGAAAAACUUUGCUGGUAUUGAAAAUAAACAGCUCUAUUCCCACAAGUACUAUGGUACAAAGAAUCUAGUGCACGAAUAUGUUGAUGAGGUCAUUCAAUGUAUUGACUGUGUCACCAAUGCAAGCACGCAGGUCGUGCUGGCCAAAAAGAAGCGUCAGUUUUUCAAAGUGGUUCUGAAAAACUACGGCAAAUCAGCCUUGUGUCUUAGUGGAGGAGCAUGUUUCGCCUAUACUCAUUUUGGGAUCGUGAAGGCGCUUCUAGAUAAUGACGUGCUUCCUCUGAUUAUCUCCGGAACCUCUGGCGGUGGCCUUAUCGCCGCUUUGGCAUGCACCAGAACAGACGAGGAGCUUAAGAAGCUUUUAGUUCCUCGCUUAGCUAAAAAGAUCACCGCUUGCGAAGAUCCAUGGUAUAUUUGGAUCCCCAGGUUUUUACGCACUGGCGCCAGGUUUGAUGCUGUGAGUUGGGCUAGCAAAUCCUGCUAUUUCACAAAGGGAUCGAUGACUUUCCAAGAAGCUUUCAAAGCCACCGGUCGUCGUCUUAACAUUUCCACUGUCCCCGCAGAGCCGCAUUCGCCUGUCAUUCUUUGCAACUCCAUCACGUCGCCAAACUGUAUUAUUUGGUCCUCGCUCUUGGCAUCAUCAGCUGUUCCAGGUAUUCUUAACCCUGUGGUGCUUAUGACGAAGAACAAGAGUGGCGAAGUCAUUCCCUUCAGUUUGGGCAACAAGUGGAAAGACGGUUCGUUGCGUACUGAUAUUCCUAUCAACGCGCUUAACACUUAUUAUAAUGUGAAUUUCACAGUGGUGUCACAGGUGAAUCCACAUAUUUCUUUGUUCUUCUUUGCUCCAAAGGGAACUGUGGGCAGACCAGUGGCGUCACCAAGAAGGAAGACCAAAAGACAAAAGUUUGCUUCACUUAGAGGAGGUUUCAUUGCAACUGCAUUGGAGCAAUUGUUUAAGCUCGAGAUCAAGAAGUGGCUUGAAAUUGUCAAAACUCUUGAUUUGCUUCCUAUGUGGAGAGAACAGGAUUGGCUGAAUGUGUGGCUUCAGAGAUUUACUGGAUCGAUCACGAUAUGGCCUCGCAAUAAGCUCAUGGAUUACUGGUAUAUUCUCCUGGACCCAAAUGAAGCUCAAAUGGAAGAGUAUUUGCUCAAGGGCCAACGCAGUAUGUGGCCGCGUCUUCUUUUCAUCAAGCACAGACUUGGAAUUGAGCGUGCCAUCGAAAGAGGUAAAAAGGCGUCCGUUCAGGACCAGAACCUUGGUGCCACUCAACUUUCCCCCACUGAUUCCAAUGCACUUCAGUCGGAUGACUUCUCAGAAGGUCCUUUGAAAGACCAUCUCAGAGCCAACAUUAGCGACAGAGGUGACAUUGACUCUACCGACGACGAAGUCAGACGUAACUUUGCGUCUCCAUUCGACAUAAGGUACGGUCAGCUAGAAGAGGACGACGAUGAAGACUACGAUGAUCUGUACACCGACGAAGACUCCGAAAAGCCUGGUGAAGAAUAG